Molecule: messenger RNA, 1681 nt
Organism: Budorcas taxicolor (takin)
Lineage: Eukaryota; Metazoa; Chordata; Mammalia; Artiodactyla; Bovidae
Gene: TMEM53
Product: transmembrane protein 53
Exons: 3
Coding region: 42-926 (294 amino acids)
Source: RefSeq, a predicted model, not a curated record
GUUCCGGCCGGAGGCCCAAGCUGAGGGCCGGCUCCUUCACCAUGGCUUCAGCCCAGCUGGACUACACCAUCGAGAUCCCGGAUCAGCCCUGCCGGAGUCAGGAGGACAGCCCCGACGAAGGUGGAAAGGAGGCUGGGACUCGACUGCCUUUGGUGAUUCUCUUGGGCUGGGGAGGCUGCGCCGACAAGAACCUGGCCAAGUACAGCGCCAUCUAUCACAAAAGGGGCUGCAUCGUGAUCCGAUACACAGCCCCCUGGCACAUGGUCUUCUUCUCCGAGACCCUGGGCAUCCCUUCACUUCGUGUCUUGGCCCAGAAGCUGCUUGAGCUGCUCUUUGAUUACGAGGUUGAGAAGGAGCCCCUGCUCUUCCACGUCUUCAGCAACGCUGGCGUCAUGCUGUACCGCUAUGUGCUGGAGCUGCUGCAGACCCACCGGCGCUUCUGUCACCUGCGUGUGGUGGGCACCAUCUUUGACAGCGGUCCCGGUGACAGCAACCUGCUGGGGGCUCUGCGGGCACUGGCGGUCGUCCUAGAGCACCGGCCUGCUGCGCUCCGCCUGCUGCUCCUGGUGGCCUUCGCCCUGGUGGCCUUCCUGUUCCAUGUCCUGCUCGCGCCACUCACCGCCCUCUUCCACACGCACUUCUAUGACAGGCUGCUCGACGCAGCCUCUCGCUGGCCCGAGCUCUACCUCUAUUCCAGGGCCGACGAGGUGGUCCUGGCCCGGGACGUGGAGCGCAUGGUGGAGGCACGCCUGGCACACCAGGUCCUGGUGCGCUCCGUGGACUUCGUGUCGUCUGCACACGUCAGCCACCUCCGCGACUACCCUACUUACUACACUACCCUCUGUGUCAACUUCAUGCACAGCUGUGUCCACUGCUCAGGUCCUUGCUCUCCCCACCUCACCUCUGCUCCAGAAAUAAAUGCCUGACUCUUCCCUACAACCUACAUCCAUGGGUGGGGUCCUCUGCUGGUACAGCUCCCUGCAGCUCUCGGGGUCUUUGUGGUCCCUCUGUCCUGGGGGACCAUGUCGGUCUGUUUACCCCAGGAUCCUGGGGGCAGUAGUGCCUGUGCAGGUCUCUGCAGGAGCCUUGCAGCUCUUGUGUUUGCUAAGUGCAACAGUCAGGCUGCUGGUUCCUGUGGCAUUUAGGCUGUGAAGGGUUAAUAAAGCUGGGGGUGGGGUGAGGCUAAGCCCCAGCAUUGAUCUUUGAUUCCUUGAAUGGAAGGUGAGCUUUGCAGGGAGGUGUCAGAAGGUAGGGGAAGGUUGGGGCAGGGGCUGUAAUCUGUGCUCCCAGGACCUGGAAGGGCAGGCAAAGCCCCCCCAAGCCUGGAGCACCAUCCCCUAGGAUCCCACUUGGCAGUUCACUCAGGCUUCUCAUUGCCAGGGAGUCUGAGGUGGAAGCCACAUGGGGGAGCUGACAGGUGGGGGAUCUGUCCAAGAUCUACUACACUUUGCCAGAAAGCCACUGGACCCAGGGAAGUUGCAAGAUGUGUGUGGAGUGGGCAGAUGCUGUGGGGAGCAGGAAGACAGCAGCCCCAGAUGGGAGCUGGGACAAGCUGAGUCAGGAGUCGACCAGAACCAUUGGCCUUCAUCUCCUUGAGGGAGACCCACUUGGAUCCUCUGUAGACAGGAGCAGUAGCUUCAGCCUUAGAAUUCUGUAUCAUCUAUCAUCCUGUAAGUCACUG